Molecule: messenger RNA, 3763 nt
Organism: Nicrophorus vespilloides
Lineage: Eukaryota; Metazoa; Arthropoda; Insecta; Coleoptera; Silphidae
Gene: Pi3K92E
Product: phosphatidylinositol 4,5-bisphosphate 3-kinase catalytic subunit delta isoform
Exons: 11
Coding region: 429-3650 (1073 amino acids)
Biological process (GO): phosphatidylinositol-3-phosphate biosynthetic process; phosphatidylinositol 3-kinase/protein kinase B signal transduction; phosphatidylinositol-mediated signaling
Cellular component (GO): phosphatidylinositol 3-kinase complex; plasma membrane; cytoplasm
Molecular function (GO): 1-phosphatidylinositol-3-kinase activity; 1-phosphatidylinositol-4-phosphate 3-kinase activity
Source: RefSeq, a predicted model, not a curated record
ACCACAAAUUACAAUAGUGUGUGUGUGUGUGUGUUUGUAUGCAUCUAUAUACAAAUAUAUUUAUUUUUGUUAAGUUGGUAAACCUAGUACCCGCUGUGUUGUUUUUGUGGGUGUCAGCCAAGCAAGCGGACUGCGAUAACUGGGCAAAUAAUAACAAUCCAUCACCUUUUUUUUCCCGAUUAUCGUGGAUGUGUGCAAAAAAAAUACGGUGGUUGCGAACGUGAAUGGUCCGCAGGUCCCGAUGCACCGGAUGGGCCCCAGGACUCCUGGCAGUGGGGAUAGUCAUUCGUCAAACGAAUUGAACAUUUUGGCUGAUAAAAGGAAAAAUAUGACUGACGACAGAGACCAAUUUGCAGCGGCCACCAACAGUCGGUGACUAUGUAGCUGAAGUCUUUUGGACGAUUGCCGGUGACAAUUGAGAAGAGAACAUGGGCAUCCCGGAUGAGUACAUGUACGAUUUCUGGCAGAAGGAGAACAUCGAGCAGGUGCAGCUCACGUGCCUUCUGCCGAACUCGCUGGUCAUCAUCAUCGAUGCCACCAACAAUUCGUGCUUUGCCGAUAUCAGAGAAGAUCUCUGGUAUGAAGCGCAACGAUUGCCGCUCUUCGGAGCGCUUCACAACGUCUCCAAGUAUCGGUUUACUUACAUCAACGAUCGGGGUGAGAAUGAGGAGAUCGUCGACGAGAGCAUGCGUCUGGAGGAGGUGCGGCCGAUGGGCGCUCUGCUUAUGAUCAGCGAGGUGCAAGAAGGGCACACCGAAGAUAAACUAAAUCUUAAGAUUGGUCAGCUCAUAGGCAAGAGGCUAGACGAAUUUGAUGCGCUUAGCAGUCCGGAAAUCAACGAUUUCCGUUUUCAGACGCGUCAGUUGGCCGAUUCCAUGUCGCACUCGCGCGAACAGAAGACGUGGACAGAACGGCUGCUAUACCAGUACCCCGAGAGGAUAUCCACGACCGCCCUCAACCUGGAUAACGUCAAGAACUCUGUGUACAUAAGCAAGAAUAUUUACCUUCUCGGUCGCAUCGACGGCCACUCGGAGCACAACUUCAAGAUCUGCGUAUCAGCGAACACAGACACGGGCGGCGUGCUUGAGAUGCUGCUUAAACGCAAGUCCUCUUUCCUGAAGACUAGCGAGAAGCCGAGUGAUUACGUGUUAAAAGUCUUAGGCGCCGACGAGUACCUCAUCUCCGAUCAUCCCAUAGUGAACUUCGAGUACAUACGCGAUUGCAUCUCCAAGGACGAAAUUCCGAAGCUGGUGCUCAUCUCCAAAGCGAACGUCAUUAUGCACAAUAACGAUUAUCAGUACACCUACUUCAACAACACGAAGAAGCCUCCCUACUCGACGCUGACGCUACGUAAGAAGAGCAACUUCAAAUCAUCCUGGAACAUCGACAAGAAAUUUGAGUUAACGGUGCAAACGGCCUGUAAAGUAAAUUGUGAUGUUAAAGUAUCAGCUUCCAUGGAAAUAGGUAUCAUGGUGGGCAUCUUCCAUGGUGGAAAGUCACUGUGUCAGCCACAGCACACCAAGCAUCAGCUGCUCAAUGAGAACAUGGAGUUCACGUUUAACGAGCGGCUCGUUUUCAAUAUUGAUGUAUGCAAUUUGCCGCGCAGCGCGAAGCUGUGUUUGGCCAUCUAUGAAGUUCCUAAAAGCGGCAAGGGCACCAAGAACAGGAAAACCAAGGAGCCCAACAAGGAGUUCAACUCGAAUCCCGUUGCAUGGGCGAAUACCACCAUCUUCGACUACAGGAACCAGCUGAAGACGGGCGCUAUGACAUUGUACCUCUGGACGUAUGCUGAGGAUGCGAUGAUGUUGAACGAUGAUCUCCUUUAUCCCCUGGGCACCGUCGUCAGCAAUCCCGGCAAUAACGCUACCAGUCUGACUAUCACAUUCGAUAGCUCGUGUGUUAACGUGUAUUUUCCAUCUUUGGAGCAAAUGAUAAACAAAGUGGAAGAGCGGUAUGAAAGGGAAGAGCGUGAGGAAAGAGAGGAGAUGGAGGCUACGGGUGAUUAUGAGGAUGUGCGGAAGAUCAAGGAGAUGUCGGAAUCGGAAUUGUCCGAGUUCAAAAAAACGUUCAUAGAGAACGAUAUUUAUGAAGUGCAUGACCAGGAAAGGAAGGAGAUGUGGAGGUACCGGUCUUACUGGUUGGAGAGGGAACCGGAGGUGCUGCCGAAGCUUCUGCACUGCAUCGACUGGGAUAACCAGGAGGAUGUGGGUGACAUGGUGCACAUGCUGCAGAGGUGGCCUGUACUGCCGGUCGAAAAGGCGCUGGAACUGCUUGAUUACGCUUAUGCCGAUCAGCAGGUUCGGGGAUUCGCAGUCCGUUGCCUACUUGAUAUCGUCGACGACGACCUGCUACUCUACCUCCUGCAGCUCGUACAAGCCCUCAAGCAUGAGCUCUUCCUAUAUUGCGAUCUGGUCACUUACCUGCUACAGCGAGCGUUGUGCAAUCAGAAAAUUGGACAUUAUCUCUUCUGGCAUUUGCGGUCCGAGAUGCAGGUUGCCUCCGUUUCGGUCCGCUUUGGUCUCAUCCUCGAGGCGUACUGCCGCGGUAGCUGUCAGCACAUGCCUGCACUUAGCAGGCAGCUGGAGGGCCUUGAGAAGCUCAAGAAGAUCAGCGAGGUGGUGAGAAAAUCUCGCAGGGACAAGGAGAAGGCGCGCGUCGCCAUGCAGGACUACAUGACGCAGCAUAGCAAGGACUCUUUCAAGGAUUUCAUCAGUCCACUAGAUCCAAGCAAUCGAUGCAAUAGUGUCAGAGUGGAUAAAGUUAAGGUGAUGGACAGUAAGAUGCGACCUCUCUGGAUAGUGUUUGAGAAUAGUGACACCAUGGCCGACGACAUAUACAUAAUUUUUAAGAACGGCGAUGAUCUACGCCAGGACAUGCUCACGCUACAGAUGCUCCGAGUCAUGGACAAACUGUGGAAGGAAGAGGGGCUCGAUUUUCGGAUGAACCCCUACAAGUGUAUCUCCACCGAGUACCGAAUAGGCAUGAUAGAGGUGGUUCUGAACGCCGAGACCAUAGCUAACAUCCAGAAGGAACGCGUAAUGUUUUCCGCCACGUCACCCUUCCGUAAGGAAUCAUUGCUAGACUGGUUAAAAUACCACAACAAGACUGAGGCGGCGCUGAAGCAGGCCAUCUACGAAUUCACCUUGAGUUGUGCAGGCUAUUGCGUGGCCACCUAUGUUCUGGGAGUUGCGGAUCGUCACUCUGACAAUAUUAUGGUCAAGAAAAACGGACAGCUCUUCCAUAUCGACUUCGGCCACAUCCUAGGACACUUCAAAGAAAAGUUCGGUUUCAAGCGAGAACGGGUCCCGUUCGUGCUCACCCACGACUUCGUGCAUGUGAUUAGUAAGGGCGAGAAGAAGAAUCUAGAGUUCAAGAUGUUCCAACAGUACUGCGAGCAAGCCUUCCUUAUAUUACGAAAGCACGGCGGAUUGAUACUCUCGCUCUUCGCGAUGAUGAUAUCCACAGGGUUGCCCGAACUCAGCUCCGAGAAGGACCUCAACUACCUAAAGGAGACCUUAGUUCUUUCCAAAUCCGAGGAAGAGGCGCUGCAACACUUCCGCUCCAAAUUCGACGAGGCCCUCUCCAACUCCUGGAAAACCUCCAUGAACUGGGCCACCCAUAACAUCUCCAAGAAUAACAAGGUCUAUUGAUACGACGAUGUUCAACAGAACGUGAUGAACAAUAAUAUGAAUUGUAUAAAGUGAAAGAAUACAAAUAUUUCUUUGUAAACUAAAUAAUCAAAAAAAAAAGAAGAGACGUUCUU